GGCCAACAUGGCGGAAGAAGAAGUGGCAAAACUGGAAAAACACUUGAUGCUUCUCCGUCAGGAAUAUGUCAAACUGCAGAAAAAACUGACAGAAACAGAGAGAAAAUGUACCCUCCUAGCUGCUCAGUCAAACAAAGAGAAUGCCAGUGACUCUUUCAUCAGUCGACUGCUUACCAUUGUGGCAGAAUUGUAUGAGCAGGAGCAAUAUAGUGACCUGAAGAUCAAGGUGGGAGACAGGUACAUCAGCGCUCACAAAUUUGUAUUGGCAGCCCGGAGUGAGGCUUGGAGUCUGGCCAACUUAGUGUCAACAAAUGAGCUAGAUCUGUCAGACGCUGAUCCCGAGGUGGCCAUGGCAAUGCUGCGUUGGAUUUACACAGAUGAGCUGGAGCUGCGAGAAGACGAUGUAUUCCUGACAGAGCUGAUGAAAGUAGCAAACAGGUUUCAGCUGCAACUCCUCAGGGAAAGGUGUGAAAAAGGAGUCAUGUCACUUGUAAAUGUAAGGAAUUGUAUCCGCUUCUAUCAAACAGCAGAAGAGCUGAAUGCCAGCACUUUAAUGAACUACUGUGCUGAGAUAAUUGCUAAUCAUUGGGAUGAUUUGAAGAAAGAAGACUUCAGUAGCAUGAGUGCUCAGCUCUUGUACAAAAUGAUCAAAUCUAAAACGGAUUUCCCUUUGCACAAAGCUAUUAAAGUGGAGAGAGAAGAUGUUGUUUUCCUAUACCUUAUUGAAAUGGAUUCACAGCUGCCUGGAAAGUUAAAUGCACUGGAUCGUAAUGGAGACCUUGCUUUAGACUUAGCACUUUGUCGAAGGCUGGAAAGCAUUGCAACUACCUUGGUGAAUCACAAAGCAGAUGUGGAUAUGGUGGACAAGAAAGGCUGGAGUUUGUUGCACAAAGCAAUUCAUAGGGGAGAUAAAUUUGCUGCUAAUUUCCUGAUUAAAAAUGGGGCCCGGGUGAAUGCUGCAACACUGGGAGAUCAAGAAACACCCCUGCAUCUUGUGGCAUCCUAUAACUCCAAGAAGCACAAACCAGAAGUAAUGUCGGAGAUCGCGCAGAUUGCGGAGUCCCUCCUAAGGGCUGGAGCCAACCCCAACAUGCAAGAUAGUCAAGGAAGAACUCCAUUGCACUCAUCUAUUGUUGUGAGAAAUGACCAAGUAUUCAAUCAGCUGCUGCAGUGCAAACAACUUGAUCUGGAACUGAAGGACCACGAAGGAAGUACCGCCCUAUGGCUUGCGGUUCAAUAUAUUACCAUGUCUUCCGACCCGUCUGUCAACCCUUUUGAGGAUGUCCCGGUGGAGAACGGCAAUUCCUUUGAUGAGAACAGCUUUGCCGCCAAACUCAUCCAACGAGGGAGCAAUACUGAUGCUCCAGAUACAGUGACAGGAAGCUGCUUGCUACAGAGAGCUGCGGGGGCCGAAAAUGAAGCUGCAGCACUCUUCCUAGCCACCCAUGGGGCCACAGUUGAUCACAGGAAUAAAUGGGGUGAAACACCGCUGCAUACAGCCUGCCAGCAUGGUCUAGCCAAUCUCACAGCCGAGUUGCUGCAACAAGGAGCUAACCCUAAUAUCCAGACAGAGAAAGCAGCACCUGCCCGGAAGGGGACUGUCAUGCCUGGCACUGCGGAUAGUGUUAGUUCGCAAACUCCUCUGCAUAUGGCAAUAGCCUAUAACCACCCAGAUGUGGUAUCGAUCAUCCUGGAGCAAAAAGCUAACGCUCUCCAUGCGACCAACAACUUGCAAAUCAUUCCAGACUUCAGUCUCAAGGACUCUAGAGAUCAAACUGUGCUGGGAUUAGCAUUGUGGACAGGUAUGCACACGAUCGCAGCUCAGCUCCUGGGCUCUGGGGCCUCCAUCAAUGACACGAUGUCAGACGGACAGACUCUGUUACACAUGGCGAUACAGAGACAGGAUAGCAAGAGUGCCCUGUUCCUCCUGGAGCAUCAAGCCAAUAUCGGUGUCAGGACUCAAGACGGUGAGACAGCCCUUCAACUAGCUAUCAAAAACCAGUUGCCCUUGGUAGUUGAUGCAAUCUGCACUAGAGGAGCAGACAUGUCUGUGCCGGAUGAAAAGGGGAACCCUCCCCUCUGGCUUGCUCUUGAAAAUAAUCUGGAAGAUAUUGCUUCAACACUGGUAAGGCAUGGCUGUGAUGCAACUUGCUGGGGCCCAGGACCAAGUGGUUGUUUACAGACACUGCUGCACCGGGCCAUUGAUGAGAACAGUGAACCGAUUGCCUGCUUCUUAAUCCGCAGUGGCUGUGAUGUGAACAGCCCAAGGCAGCCAGGUCCCAAUGGAGAGGGUGAUGAGGAGGCUCAUGAUAGGCAGACGCCAUUGCACUUGGCAGCUUGCUGGGGACUUGAAGAAACAGUACAAUGCCUUCUGGAGUUUGGUGCCAAUGUAAAUGCACAGGAUGCGGAAGGAAAAACCCCAAUCCACGUUGCCAUUAUCAAUCAGCACAACACCAUUAUCCAGAUGAUGAUCUCGCACUCUGCCAUCCAGCUCAGCUUGAGGGACCGACAAGGGUUGACCCCCUUUGCCUGUGCUAUGACCUACAAGAACAACAAGGCGGCCGAAGCAAUCCUCAGGCGGGAGCCUGGAGCUGCUGAGCAGGUGGACAAUAAAGGCCGGAAUUUCCUCCAUCUGGCCGUUCAGAAUUCAGACAUCGAAAGCGUACUCUUCUUGAUCAGUGUCCAAGCAGAUGUGAAUUCCAGAGUCCAGGACACCUCCAAGCUGACACCAUUACACCUUGCUGUUCAGGCCGGCUCUGAAAUUAUUGUGCGCAAUCUGCUGCUGGCAGGUGCCAGAGUCAAUGAGUUGAACAAGCACCGCCAAACUGCCCUCCAUCUUGCAGCCCAGCAAGACUUGCCCACAAUAUCCUCAGUCCUUCUGGAGAAUGGCAUUGACUUCGCUGCUGUGGAUGAAAAUAAAAACAAUGCUCUCCACUUGGCGGUCAUGCAUGGUCGUCUGUCAAAUAUUCGUGUCCUUUUGACAGAGUGUAAUAUAGAUGCAGAAGCCAUUAAUGCCAGAGGCCAGUCCCCAAUGCACGUCCUGGGACAAUAUGGGAAAGAGAAUGCAGCCACGAUCUUUGAUUUUUUCCGGGAAUGUAUGCCAGAAUAUCCACUUGACAAGCCAGAUACUGAUGGAAACACGGUGCUCCUUUUGGCCUACAUGAAGGGAAAUGCCAAUCUGUGUCGGGCUAUAGUGAGAGCUGGUGCUCGCUUGGGCAUCAACAACAAUCAAGGGAUCAAUAUUUUCAACUAUCAAGUAGCAACUAAACAGCUUCUCUUCCGGCUUCUGGACAUGUUGUUCAAGGAACCUCCCUGGUGUGACGGCUCCAAUUGUUAUGAAUGCGGUGCCAAGUUUGGGGUCACUUUGAGAAAGCAUCACUGCCGGCACUGUGGGCGUCUGCUCUGCCAUAAGUGUUCCACCAAGGAGAUUCCUAUCAUCAAAUUUGAAUUGAACAAGCCUGUCCGUGUUUGCAACACCUGCUUUGACGUCUUGACUGUUGGGGGUGUUUCCUAGCUGGCUGUGAGGAGGGAAAUGACUCCCAAGGAGUGCUUCCCCUUCCACUUGUAACAGGCCUGUCCCAAGCCAUGUCUCAUGGAGAAGGGGAAGCUCCUACUUUGUCUUCCUGUUACAGUAGACUCUGACCAACUUAAGGGACCAUGCAAAUGCUAUAUUCCAGUGUAUAUGAAUUUUUUUU
Messenger RNA from Protobothrops mucrosquamatus (brown spotted pit viper), 3695 nucleotides. It is a transcript of the gene ANKFY1, whose product is annotated as ankyrin repeat and FYVE domain containing 1. Gene Ontology annotation, cellular component: cytoplasm. Bases 8 to 3514 code for a protein of 1168 amino acids. The transcript has 25 exons. Lineage: Eukaryota; Metazoa; Chordata; Lepidosauria; Squamata; Viperidae. Gene Ontology annotation, molecular function: protein binding; metal ion binding. The record is from RefSeq and is a predicted model, not a curated record.